Ochlerotatus camptorhynchus is the source of this 607-nucleotide messenger RNA. RefSeq names its product MD-2-related lipid-recognition protein-like. Gene Ontology annotation, molecular function: sterol binding. The record is from RefSeq and is a predicted model, not a curated record. The transcript has 3 exons. Lineage: Eukaryota; Metazoa; Arthropoda; Insecta; Diptera; Culicidae. Gene Ontology annotation, biological process: intracellular cholesterol transport. The coding region runs from base 92 to 574 and encodes 160 amino acids.
UCUUCCUCUAAGCUCAGUUUUCUAUCGAUCGACAAACGGUACGGACGUGUAGUCUUAACUUGUAGAAACAGCAGAACUCGUAGCAUUAACCAUGGGCAAAUCAUCCUUAACCAUUCUUCUGCUUGUCGGCGCGAUAGCGAUUGUCCAUACGGAAGUAAUUAGCUUUGAAAAUUGUAACGAAAGUGUGAAAUGUACGGUUCACGAGGUACGCGUAGAUCCGUGUCCGGAAUCGACCCAGAAUAAACCAUGCGUGAUGGUCAGGGGCUCCAAUGCGACGAUCUCUUUCGAUUACACACCGGAAUUCAAUGCCGAAGCUGCUGUGGCCAAGGCAUUCUGGACGCAAACAGCCGCGGACCUCCCAUUUGUCGGAUUGGACAAUGAAGGAUGCAAGUACACCCCGUGUCCGAUCGCCGAGGGACAACGGCAGAGCUACUCGUAUAAUCUAACCAUCAUGAAGACGUACCCUCUCCGAACGUACAAAGUCAAAUGGGAACUGAUGAACGAGGCCAAUGAGAUGUGCUGCUUUAUAAUUGAUGUUUCUAUCAAAUCCAAAAAGGGUCGCACUCGUAACUAGUUUGUGGUAUUGCUGUAUGAUUGAGAAAAUAUA